Molecule: messenger RNA, 2459 nt
Organism: Podarcis muralis (Common wall lizard)
Lineage: Eukaryota; Metazoa; Chordata; Lepidosauria; Squamata; Lacertidae
Source: RefSeq, a predicted model, not a curated record
GAGCAACAGGAGCUCACCCCGUCACGGGAAUUUGAACCACCGACCUUCUGAUCGGCAAGUCCUAGGAUCUGGACUUGCUCUGGACACAGUGCCACCCGAGUCCCCCAUGAUCUCUUACUGUUGCUCAAACCGGCUGGGGCUUUUGGGAGUCCCAGCAGUACCACAGGUUCCUCCAUCCCUGUCUUUAAACAGUCCUGGCAUUACUGAAUUGUGGGUUUCCCAUUGGGGCAUCUGGUCAGUCAAGGUGAGAGCAGGAUGCUGGGUUGGAAAGGCCAUUGACAUGAUCCGGCAGAGCUCUUCUUCUGUUCUGAUUCAUGUUAGUUGAUUCUGCGUGUGCAUACUUCCUCUAGAGUAGAAAAGAUAGCUGGAGGAGGAGAGUGGCUGCCAAUAUAUAUAUGCAUAUAUAUGUCUGCUUAUAUAUGUGCAUAUAUGCACAUGCUCCCUCUCUUGCCUUCCAGAGCCAUAUUCUCUCGCAGGGGCUCCCCCACUUACACAGAGAGAAAGACACAUCACCCUCCCCCACACACGAAGAUGUAUCAUCAGGAUGGGGAGGGAGGGCAGGUUUAACGCCCCCCCAUCCCACGCACACUGCUAUUUGCUUUUCUUAACUCAUUUUUAUUGGGUGGGGAAGUGAAGGCUUAAGACUCCCCCACCCCAGCAAUCCUGAGGAACAUCACCCACGAAUCCCGCCUCUGCCGAACUGUGGACUCUUUGGAACACACCAACAUUCAUGGAUUCUGCUGGGUUGUCAGAGGCCGGUCAGGUAUCUGCCGAUGCCAGGACACACUUCAAAGUCUGCAGGUUCAUCAUGGAGGCAGGUGUGAAGCUGGGCUUGCGCUCUGUCCCCAUUGCCACAGCAUGCACCAUUUACCACCGGUUCUUUAUGGAGGUGCCUCUGGAACCUUAUGAUCCCUACUUGGUAGCUAUGGCUGCCCUUUACCUGGCGGGGAAGGUAGAAGAGCAGCACCUGCGGACAAGGGACAUCAUCAAUGUCAGCCACAGGUACUUGCACCCACGAAGUGACCCCCUGGAACUGGACAUGCAUUUCUGGGAGCUGAGAGACAGCAUUGUCCAGUGUGAGCUGCUCAUGCUGCGGGUGCUGUGUUUCCGUGUCUCCUUCCAGCACCCCCAUAAGUACCUUCUCCACUACUUGUUGUCCCUGAAGCACUGGAUGAACCGGCACAGCUGGGAUCGAACCCCAGUGGCCGUGGCAGCCUGGGCCUUGCUGCGGGACAGCUACCACGGGCCUCUGUGCCUGCAACACCCCCCUCAGCAUAUCGCUGCAUCCGUCCUUUACCUGGCCCUGCAGUGUUACGGGGUGGAGGUGCCUGCUGAUGCUGAAGCAGAGAGGCCUUGGUGGCAGGUGUUCAGCGAAGAUCUCUCCAAGAAUGUCAUUGACCAGAUUGUCUUGGACUUGAUCCAGAUUUAUACUCUGGAUACAGAAAUUUCUUAAGUAUAUCGGGCCGUAAGGAGUAAGCUUCAGCGUCCCAAGUCGACUGGUCACUUUAAGUGGGGUUGAGGUGAUAGUGUUGCCACCUCAAAACACACCAAAUUUGUAUCCUGUUUUUUUUGAGCGACCCAGUAGAACAGAACGGGCUGGAUUGGUGUUUGUGUCUGGAUAGACUGUGUUCUGUGGUGUCCCUGAAUCCCUCUCCAGCCUGGAAUUAGUCUGAAGCCUUUGAUCCUCUACUCCCAACUUGGUGCCAGCUCAGAGUCCAUGGGGAAAGAACAUCAUGGAGAAGGAACCUGUUGCCUCCCUACUACAGGUGAAACAUGUUGCCAGGAUAUUUCCCCCACCUGUUUCUGGAAUGGUUCCCCAAAGCUUCAACGUACCAGUCAUAGAUCUUGGAUGAAGUACCAUGACUCCAUGACAUCUGACAAAGACUCCACUGCUGUGAAUGCCUUAAUUCCAGAGUAAGAAAAAUUCAUGGAUGAACUAUGGCUGCCAGUGAAUAGAAAAAAAUGGCACCACUCAUUUCAAACCUCAUCAUGCCCCCUGCAGUUCUUUCCUCCCAGUGUUAAAAACUCAGACAUAUAAACUAGGAGCCAAUUGGCACCUUGAAUCCAGGUUGCGGUUGCCCCAACAGAAUGCCUCUUCACCAGGGGGUUGAACUAGAUGACCCGAGCUCCAUCUGACAAAUUGAAAUGUUGGCACUGAUUGAACAGUCAGAAGUUCAAUCCUUGAGUUCUUCCCUUUGCUCUUUCAAAACUCUAGAACUCGAGUUUCGUCCAGUUACACGGCAGUAUCUUCAGGACAUGCCAAAGUCUGUAUGCUGAUAGCACAAAAUAAUUAACGUGAGAUUUAUUGCCAUGGAAUGUGAUGGCUCUUAAAAAAGAUUAGGCAGAUUCAUAAAGCCUUGGACUUUCACUGCUAUUAGCCUUGGUAGCUACUGGAUGCCUUACUGGGAGCAAUUCAUAAAUAAAAUUAAUUAUAAUAAGUAAUGUGUCCACAGACAGUA